AUGUUUAAAUUUCGGGGGUUCAGAGCCUCCUUCGAUUUUAUUACGGGAAAGCAAAGAGGCUUCGAUUGUGACUUGACACCUGUGUCAAUAAAUGGAUCGUAUAGGACAUGCAGGGAUGAAAAUAAUGUCUUUGAAGACACUUUCAAACCACAUAGAACAAUUGUUCCGUCAAUGGUACAACUGCCUCCCAGUCAAUCCACUACACCUAUGAAACAAUCGAAAAGUUCCGAAGACCUACUAACGCUAGAACCAGCACAAAACGUAAGAAAGAGUGCCCCUGAUCUUUCCUUUCCUGAACAAACCAACAAUACCUCAAUUAAAGAACAAAAGAGAUUAGAUAAGCAACGAAUGAUCGAACAAAAGAACCAAGAAAAAUUGGCCGCUAAGGAAAAGCAAAAGCAAGAGAAACUAGCUAAAGAAAAACUAAAACAAGAGAAGAUAUCCAGGUCAAAAAAGAAAAACGCUCCUACACCCCCGCAACCUCCGAACCAAAAUGUUCCACCUAGCCAACUAUCUCCUAUCAACCAACAAACGCUGCAAAAUCAAAAUUACUCUAAAACCCAACAGGAAACACCAAAGCAAAACGCACCACCAGUACCGAAUACCAAUAUCAGACCGCUCGCAGAAGACACUUCUCUUAGUCAACCCCCUCCACCACCUUACGGUGAGUUCCCGGAAAUCAAAGUAGACGAUGCAAGAAGCAACAUAACUUUUGGAAAACCAGUAAAUGACAGUAGCUGGGAAUUAAUAUCGGAACACCGAGAACAGAUGAGUAAGCCUACAUCUUCCGCUCCAAUCGCACCAAAGAGAAGAAAAGACAUGGAAUACAAUGUUGGGAGUUUACGACUUGGUGGCAAUAGUGAGGCUAGAUAG
Leptosia nina is the source of this 873-nucleotide messenger RNA. The record is from the annotation of a GenBank genome assembly. NCBI's taxonomy places the organism in Eukaryota, Metazoa, Arthropoda, Insecta, Lepidoptera, Pieridae.